Messenger RNA from Salvelinus sp. IW2-2015, 2766 nucleotides. NCBI's taxonomy places the organism in Eukaryota, Metazoa, Chordata, Actinopteri, Salmoniformes, Salmonidae. The record is from RefSeq and is a predicted model, not a curated record.
UACAUCGAUGAAGUUAUUGGCUGAAAGUACAGUCGAUAGACAACAUUGGACCAAUGAGUAAUGUUACUGUAUAAUUUAGCUGUCCAACCACAMGAUCAGAAUUAAAGAGUGCAGCCCGCCCAGGUUUAUCAGCCAGUAGUCUUGCGGAUACAACUGUCAUUUACAGUGGACAUGGGGACGGUAGGGAAUCGCCAAAUAUUAGGGAAUAUGUUUAGCUAACUGUAUAAAUUAAGUUUGUAAAACAACAUAUAUUUAAAGUUAUCGACAAACAUGCACAAAGAAGACUUGUUUUAGUGUUCUUCAGAAGCGGAUAUCUUGGCGAUUUUUUCCCUGAAAGUGAUACGAAGCAGCAGAAUGUCAGUUCCCACCAACUCGCUUCAACAACAGUCCACAGUCAGACGUAGCAAUGCAGGGUCCCCCAGUUUWUCCAACAGCUGCCGUUUGCACCCCAUCCGUGCUACCGUGCCCUACCAGCUCKUACGCGGGGGCCAGAGCAGCCCGACACGCUCUCUGCCUCUCUCGGUUGGAGGCAACAAUGGACCGACAAAUAGCCGCGGGUCAUCUCCCCCAAGUGCGACACUGAAUCUUGGAGUAAAUUGCACUGGCGCCACGAGACAGAGACUGUCUCCUGAAAAUAGGGUCUCGCACUCACCUGACCGGYGUCCAAACUCACCCGUUUGUAGAGGAGAGAGGUCCAAACAGCAGGUGCGUAGCUCCAGUGCUAUCCGGCGGACAUCUUCCCUGGACGCCAUUAUGGGGCCGUACCUCACAGGCCAGUGGCCUCGUGACUCCCARGGACCCUACCCUUCCUGCAUGAAAGACAAAGCCACACAGACUCCUGGUCUGUGGAUAGAGGAGGGAGGAGGGGAGCAGGGAAGCCCACACCAGCGGUCAGCCUCCUGGGGUAGUGCAGACCAUCUGAAAGAGAUUGCUAAACUCAGGCUGCAGCUCCAGCGCAGUAAACAGGUCAGCCGCCAGAGCAAAGACAGAGAUCAGCAGCUGGGACUACACACCAGCACCACAUGCCAUCUCCAGAAUAAGGUGGUUUCCACAGCCUGUCGAACAUCCCAGUGCCCAAAGUCCCUCAUAUCGAGAUAUAUAGUGCCCUGCUGUAGUUCUUGCACUCCUCGCAUCCCUUCAUCCUUCCCUCCAUCUCCACCUCUGACCUCUCAGGCUUUGGACGUGUUGGACGGCCGCCGCGCCCCGUUUCAGCCUCAUCGCUACGGCAAUGGCGGUGACACACGUGACACGGACACCCAGGCCCCCUCUAGUGGCGGUUCCAGCCCCUGCCCCUUCACCCCUGACCCCCUCCAGUCCCCAGAAGGCAGCCCCUGCUCUACAGAAGAGCUUGACAAAGACAGCGGCUGCAGCUCUCCCCUUCCCAAGUUUGCCACCUCUCCCAAACCCAACAACAGCUACAUGUUCAAACGGGAGCCUCCGGAGGGGUGUGAGAGGGUCAAAGUGUUUGAAGAGAUGGUGUCUGGUGUCUCCAGAGGCUUCCCUCUUUUUUCAUGCCCAGAUAAAAACAAGGUGAACUUCAUCCCCAGGGGCUCCGCCUUCUGUCCCGUCAAACUCCUCUGCUCCUCCCACUUCACCACAACCUCACCCAGCCCUGGUCUCCAUGGAAGAAGCAGCACAUGGCCCGAGGACGCCAUGACACCCGCUAGUUCCACUACUCUGGCCUCCACUAACUGGAGCUCGUCUAUAGGCACAGACAUGGUCAGUAGCUCAGACACAGGUGUAGGCACCGACACAAGCACAGAGAACAGCACAGACAGUCUGAGCCCAGACACUAACACAGACACAGGUGAACUGACAAGCACAGCAGUGGUCCCAGGUGGCCUGUCUACAGAUCCCUGCUCCACUACACACAUCCUUCUUACCAGCUAGUUCUCAGGUACAGUCCAGCUUAUGAGCAUUAGCCUGGUCCCAGAUCAGUUUGAGCUGUCUUGCUAACUCCUAUGGUCGCAAUGACCAUAGAAGGUAGCAAAAGUAGCACAACAGCACAACAGAUCUGGAACCAGGCUAGCUGAGUAUGGCUCUUUAACGCAACAUUAGCCAGCAAGGAGGGCCUAUCCUUACUAACCUAGCCUUCUCUUCUGAAAGGUGUGGCGGGCAACAUCCUCCAGAAAGACUUGUUUUCUAUUCAGAGGGUAGAUUCAAUUGUUUCAUGUAUUGUGUUCUGUAGCAAUCAGCUUUAUCAAAAUCAAUUAAAGAAAUUGAGAAAAAAAUAAGGGAAUUAAGCAAUGGGCAAGAGAAUAACAUGUAUUUUAUUGAAUUUUGAAAAUGUUUAUCUAACCAGCUUAUUUAGCUGUUCUGUGUUGCUAGUCAAUAUUACAGCAUGGAUAAGCUUUUUAAUAUAAAAUAUCAUGCCUGUUUAUAUUGAAAACCCUAUUGGGAUGUCCUACAGUUAUAAUACAAUGCUCCACCUUUCCCUGAAUGUUUACAAUUAUUUCAGGUUUCAAUCCAGUUUAUGUAAACGCAUGACAAAAAGCUGAAGACGAUCUGAAAGUGACCAAACAGCCAGCUACAAAGCACAGUGUCCCCACAUAGCCAUGUUUCAGGUCCCCUGAAUAACCAAUGAACUCAGGUCAUUUGGAAUGUACUACUACUCAAGCAUGAACUUUGACGUUGCCUUUUAUGGUUCAUUCACGACAUUACUCCUAAGACAUUCCAUAGUCUUUAUACAAGUGCUGAUUCUAAUCUUUCAACACAACAUAUUAAAGGAUUUCCAUCGUUAGAAAUGAUAACUUGGUGCAUGGGAAA